This is a messenger RNA of Notodromas monacha, 1000 nucleotides long. NCBI's taxonomy places the organism in Eukaryota, Metazoa, Arthropoda, Ostracoda, Podocopida, Cyprididae. The record is from the annotation of a GenBank genome assembly.
GCCCAAGAAAGGUCACCAAUGAUCAACGAUCUAUUUCCCACUCGGACUUGCAAACCCUCAAAUAGCCUCUUCCUUUGUCUUUAGAAACGUAUACAUUAUUCUAAUAGAAAAUUCGCUUUGUCGAGAGUCAAAAUGGCGGAGGAUCUCAGGGAAGAAAUGGAAGAGGAGGACGCGGAACCUGCGGAUGACUUCCCCUAUGUUCCGUUCCAUUUCGAAACCUUCCCCGAAGAAAGGUCGAACAUCAAUGCUCAGAAGGAAGUGCUCGAGAGCGCAUGCAAAAACUUGGCUCAGGCCUACUUGGACUUGACAACUGAGGUUGGGAUGAAUGACGAGUUCGACGCUGCUCGGGGCUGGAAUGAGAAACUGCGACGGUAUGUGAAGGGCAACGACGACUUCAGCGACCCGAACGCCGGCACUUGCAAAAAGGGAGACCCGGCCAACAACAGCCCGUUCGUGGACCAGGCCAUGAUGAAGGGGAUCGAAAACUUUCAAGUCUACGGACACCAGGCUGACGAAAACUUUUUCCUGGCCAAGGCCAACUGCGAGGCAGACAUGCGGAUUAGCGGUGAUUUGCCAAAAGUUAGAGCGUUGGAGAGAAUAUCGAGACUGGGACAAGAGCUGCAUUUUCUGUGGGGAGGUUCUGGCCACGGAAUGAUCGCUGGCAUGGGGCAAAAGAUUUUGGAUUUGGCUGAAAGAGACCCCGACAAGGCUACUGCAUACGGAUUCCAUCUGGAUUCUGACCGAGCUGCACAUAACAAGGAAGUGUUGCACAUGAUCAACGAAACCGUCUCGUCCAUUCAUCACAUUGCAGUUCAAAUCCAAAGCUUUGUGGGUGGUACUUUGGAACCGACUGAAAGGAAACACGUUCCUCUUCAUAAUCACGAUUAAAAUUCUUUUACAUGUAUUACUCCAUUUUUUUUCUCAUUCCUUCUUUUUUUGGGUCGCAUUCGUGGGUGUGACUGCGGGUGUGCUGUGUAAUAUAAUGACUGUUUCACGUAAA